This is a messenger RNA of Debaryomyces hansenii CBS767, 948 nucleotides long. RefSeq lists its product as uncharacterized. NCBI's taxonomy places the organism in Eukaryota, Fungi, Ascomycota, Pichiomycetes, Serinales, Debaryomycetaceae. Bases 1 to 948 code for a protein of 315 amino acids. The transcript has a single exon. The record is from RefSeq and is a predicted model, not a curated record.
AUGACAUAUACGGUGGGGGAUAGAAGAAUAAGUAUCGACAACGAUGAAUUAGAUGCCUCAGAAAAGGAGUUGAUACUAGCACACUUGAAAUUAUUCAAAUAUUGCCUAAAUAAUGCCUCAUACAAGUUUUUGAUAAGCCUGAAGAAAAUCGUACAUUUGUACAGUGAUAUCAUUACGAUAUACAGCACGUUGUUAAGAAAAGUACCCAACUACGAUGACAUCACACUUAUGACUAAUAGAACUCGGUUGAACUUGUUAAAAUUAGAAGAUGACUUCAAUAAGAUCCUCGGUGAUAAAUGUCAAGGCGAUCACUCGAACAAGGGAAAAUGGGAGGACAAAAACUACGAGGUAGAAGUCAAAAGGAUCUGUUUACUAUGCGUCGAGUCGUUGAACGAAAUUUUUGAGUUGAUAGUCAAGAAUUUGAACUGCAUCGAUGUUUUUUUCAACAGCUUCGAUAAUUUGAAAAAGCUUUUAAUACCGUUUUUGUCGAGCCAGACAAAAUCCAUACAAAAACUGAUGGUCAAGGCGUUGUAUCUAUUCAAGUUGACCACCAUAGUAGACGAGGUGAGCUCGAUAAAGGAACUAACACCCACCAUCAUCAAGCAAUUACGCAAAAUCGAGAAAAUCACCGGGGGGAUUGAACGAGAACUGAUUAUUCUUGACACUGCAUUUGUAACAUUUGAUCCGUCGUUGCAGCAAUAUACUAGCAUCUUACUCGGGAAGGCCAUUUUAAAGAGGGAUGUCGCUGACGCAGACUGUCAGAUCAUAAGGCGCAGAGAAGUAUGUUUCCAGGCUGCAGAGCAUGUGGUCAGCAUUCCCUUGACCGAAGAUCAGUCGUCCAAUCUCUCCAUGAAGCAUUUAGUUAAAUACAUCGUCUACAUCUGUAUUUUGUUGGCCAUCGUUCUGAGUUUGGUACUUUACAGGAUAGUCAAGGUCAUGGUUGGAUGA